AUGGCAUUAAGACGAUUUUUUGGUUUUUCUGAUGGUGAACUAAUGAGAUCUGAUUCAAAACCUUGUUCAAGAUUGAUGAGACAUACUGCUGGUGUUUUUAGUGUUGGGGGAGCCUUAGGGUUUUGGAUCCUAUGUCGUCUGCAUUACGGUCCAAGAGUGAAUGUUCCAAGAAGUCUGAGGUGGGCAAGUACUGGAGCGGUUACAGUAAGUGCGGGGACCGCUUUAUUGGUUCGCCUUUUUAGUCCAGAAUGUGAACCCCAAAACAUUGAGGCAUAUGACAAGAAAAAAAAAUGACUUAAUGCCCUCUUCUUUUCCCAUUAAGUCAUCAUAUCUCUUAUCUGUCUUUUUUUUUUCACAAUAUUUACUACAAAAUGUUGAUGGGAUUGAUUUUGUAAGAAAUUUAAAGUUUGGAUUUCUUUGUGUUAUUCUUAUCUGUGUUAUUGUUUUUUUACUGAUAAUAACUCUCUACUUCAUUUUUUACCCAUUAUAGCAACGUAUAUUUGUGUGAUUGUAAGUACGUUGCUAUUUUGUGUGAAAGAAAUGUAAGUAUGGUAAUAUUAUGGGUUACGUAUUGUAUUAUUGUUGAAAGAAUGCAAGCAUAUGUUGAUAUUA
This is a messenger RNA of Lactuca sativa (garden lettuce), 612 nucleotides long. Its product is annotated as 40S ribosomal protein. Lineage: Eukaryota; Viridiplantae; Streptophyta; Magnoliopsida; Asterales; Asteraceae. The record is from RefSeq and is a predicted model, not a curated record.